CACAUCCCCUAACGGAUGAGACCAUUUAAAUAGUUUUAGUGCUGUCUUGUCUCCUUCUGCACUGAAGUGAAGGGAAAAACUCCCGAACAAGUAGCAUAUAUUCCCAACGCAUUAUUCACAUCAGUACAGAUGAAGGUUCAGGAGAGGAAACUAGUUUAAACAAAUCACCCCGCGACGGUCACAAGUUCAGGGAGUCGACGGUGGUUUUCUAUUUGUUCUGCAGUCGGUGUUUUGUACCGCCAGGCGUUGUUUUGAGAAGGGCGGUUACGACAGAAACCGGGCGACGUGGAAGCGUGGAGAAUGUCAUGUACGCGCGUCUCGCUUGUGAUCAACAGGGCUUCUUCCAAUAGUUUUUAAAAACGGAUUUUCAGUACAGAUAAAGGUGUAUUUUAAAUAGUAGAGAGGAUAAAAAAAACAACUGACAUUCUUAAUAUCGUGCAUAAAUUAAGAUCUAUAGCCAUGGAUGAGGCAAUAGCGAUUAUUUUAAUAUCCGGUGCGAUGUUUUUGGGAUGUUUUCUAUUAGGUUUGAUUCCACUUCUGAUGAAACUUUCUGAGAAGAGGCUGCAGUUUGUUAGUGUAUUCGGGGCAGGCCUGCUCUGUGGUACAGCUCUAGCUAUCGUCCUCCCAGAAGGGGUGGAACUACUGGAAGAGUCAUGGAGAGUCUCCUCCUGCUCUGUCGCCCCAGCAGCAGCCAAUCAGAAUGCCAGUGAUGUUGGGGUCGGGCAGCAGCUCCAGGAGGAGGACCCCCCCUCUAAAGGUCUCCCAGCACGGUUCUUCAUCGGGGUCUCCCUGGUCGUAGGGUUCAUCCUCAUGUUCCUGGUGGACCAGAUCAGUAGCUACUGCUCCGGACACGAUCCACGGACUGGGAUGUCCAACAGGACCAGUAUCACAGCUACACUAGGACUGGUUAUCCAUGCUGCUGCUGACGGUGUAGCGUUAGGUACAGCCGUGGCUUCCUCCCAGGUCACAGUUCAAGUCGUGGUGUUCCUGGCUGUGAUUCUGCACAAGGCUCCUACAGCAUUUGGUCUGGUCACCUUUCUGAUGCAGGCAGGUGUAGAGAAGAAGCAGAUUCAGAAGCAUCUCUUGGUGUUCUCUGCUGCAGCACCUGUUCUCUCCAUUGGUACAUACUUUAUCCUGAACGCGUGUGGUGGUUCGCCCCAGAACCGUCUGAGUGCUGUGUGUUUCUCCCUCCUACUGCAGUGUGGUGGUUCGCCCCAGAACCGUCUGAGUGCUGUGUGUUACUCCCUCCUACUGCAGUGUGGUGGUUCGCCCCAGAACCGUCUGAGUGCUGUGUGUUUCUCCCUCCUACUGCAGGGUGGUGGUUCGCCCCAGAACCGUCUGAGUGCUGUGUGUUUCUCCCUCCUACUGCAGUGUGGUGGUUCGCCCCAGAACCGUCUGAGUGCUGUGUGUUACUCUCUCCUACUGCAGGGUGGUGGUUCGCCCCAGAACCGUCUGAGUGCUGUGUGUUUCUCCCUCCUACUGCAGGGUGGUGGUUCGCCCCAGAACCGUCUGAGUGCUGUGUGUUUCUCCCUCCUACUGCAGAGUGGUGGUUCGCCCCAGAACCGUCUGAGUGCUGUGUGUUUCUCCCUCCUACUGCAGAGUGGUGGUUCGCCCCAGAACCGUCUGAGUGCUGUGUGUUUCUCCCUCCUACUGCAGUGUGGUGGUUCGCCCCAGAACCGUCUGAGUGCUGUGUGUUUCUCCCUCCUACUGCAGUGUGGUGGUUCGCCCCAGAACCGUCUGAGUGCUGUGUGUUUCUCCCUCCUACUGCAGUGUGGUGGUUCGCCCCAGAACCGUCUGAGUGCUGUGUGUUUCUCCCUCCUACUGCAGUGUGGUGGUUCGCCCCAGAACCGUCUGAGUGCUGUGUGUUUCUCCCUCCUACUGCAGUGUGGUGGUUCGCCCCAGAACCGUCUGAGUGCUACAGGUGUUGGGAUGCUCUUCUCCGCUGGGACGUUCCUCUACGUAGCUACAGUCCAUGUACUACCAGAGAUCAGCUCCAGGGGGCAGCAGAGCUCUCCCCACCUCCACGGGACUGGGAGCGGGCAGCUGGAGGUCCUGGAGAGCCUCACGCUGAUACUCGGAGCAGGACUACCUGUGUUACUGGCCCUGGGACUACGUGAUGACUAGUCUUGUGAAUCGACGCUAUCCUACCAAAUCUUGUUCAUAACUCAGCUAUUGAUAAUGAACAUUGAGAAUGAAUGUGAAGGAAGCCUGGAAAUCAAGUCUAUAACUAAGACCGACUAGUUAACGCAAAGAAGACAACCCACAACAUGUUACCAAACAUUCAUUUACACUGGAGUACACCUCAACUCUUACAUAGCUAGAGAUCAAUUGGGGGUGAUUCUGUGUGUGUGAUGCAGUACGUGUCAGUGUCUUUCUCUGAGAGGUCAUAAGGACAUGGGCUUUGAGCAAGCCAACAAAGGUAGGAAUAGUGUGUGUGUGUGUGUGUGUGUGUGUGUGUGUGUGUGUGUGUGUGUGUGUGUGUGUGUGUGACUCUGGUGUAUAGAGCUUUUGUAAUAGUUUGUCUUGUCUGAAAAGAACAUGAACCAUUUCUUGUAAGUGGACCCGUUUUCAAAAUAACCCCUGUUUCCUGAUGUCCUUUGUACCUCUACUGAACAAACAAAACAUUUGUUUAUUUAUUUAGGUUAGCCAAAAAAAUCCCCAAAACCAGAUUUGAAUCAAAUGGAUAACAUUUCGUCUUUUGUCAUUUCUGAGAAAUGUUUUGGCUGGGUUGUGUAAGGUGCUGAAGUAUUCAGGGCAGGUUGUGAAAAGCUAAAAAAACCACAAAUAAUAAUUUAAAUGUUGUCAUAACGACGUGGCCUAAAUGAACCACAAUAUAGUGAUGAUUCAUUGAUUUUAUAUUGGAUGUGAUCAAGAUAUAGACAAGGAGAGAUUUUAAAAAAAUAAAUUUCUACAUGGUGUACUAUAGCCAGGACAAUGUUGUCUGGUUACCAGUCUGUUUAGAUAUCGUAACACUCCUUGGCAAUCUGUGUCAAAUGCUAAACAUCUUUAUAACACAGAGUACCCUAAGUUGAAUAUUAUCCAAACAGAUUGUUACCCAGGCUAAGGACAAUGGGCUGUAUUUUUAAUGAAUACUUUAUCAUAACAAUCAUAGAUAAAAAUUUAAAAAAAGGUUUUUUAAAGUACAUGACUUGUAAAUUGCUGAUGAAUAAAGUUAGAUUGUAUUGAA
Molecule: messenger RNA, 3187 nt
Organism: Oncorhynchus tshawytscha (Chinook salmon)
Lineage: Eukaryota; Metazoa; Chordata; Actinopteri; Salmoniformes; Salmonidae
Product: zinc transporter ZIP9
Exons: 7
Coding region: 460-2124 (554 amino acids)
Biological process (GO): zinc ion transport; transmembrane transport
Cellular component (GO): membrane
Molecular function (GO): metal ion transmembrane transporter activity
Source: RefSeq, a predicted model, not a curated record